This is a messenger RNA of Drosophila grimshawi, 943 nucleotides long. It is a transcript of the gene GstE14, whose product is annotated as glutathione S-transferase E14. The transcript has 4 exons. Gene Ontology annotation, biological process: glutathione metabolic process. The record is from RefSeq and is a predicted model, not a curated record. NCBI's taxonomy places the organism in Eukaryota, Metazoa, Arthropoda, Insecta, Diptera, Drosophilidae. Gene Ontology annotation, molecular function: glutathione transferase activity. The coding region runs from base 57 to 773 and encodes 238 amino acids.
GAGCGGUCGUAUUGUUCGUUGAGCUGUUUGUCCGUCUUGGAUUCGACUGUCGAAUCAUGUCCAAGCCGAUCUUAUAUUAUGAUGAUCGCAGUCCGCCUGUGCGCAGUUGCCUGAUGCUAAUCAAAAUGCUGAAUAUUGAUGUGGAACUGCGCUACGUUGACUUAUUCAAAGGUGCCCAGUUCGAGAAGCAGUUCUUGACGUUGAAUCCGCAGCACAGCGUGCCCACUUUGGUGUAUGGAGAUCUUGUGCUGACCGAUAGUCAUGUGAUACUCAUCCAUCUCGUGGAGCAGUUCGGUGAGACGGGUGAAUUGUGGCCCAUGGAUAAUAAUGGCAGACUGAAGGUGCUAAAUCGCCUGUUCUUCGAAUGCUCUUUUCUGUUUCGCCGUGACAGUGAUUUAAUGUCGGAAAUCGUACGCAAGCAGUUCGCCAAUGUGGAUGUGGAUUACCACGAGCGCAAGCUGUGCGAGGCAUACGACAUCAUGGAACAUUAUUUAACCGACCAGCAGUUUAUGGCCGGCGAACAGCUUACGCUCGCCGAUAUAUCCAUUGUGACCACAUUGAGCACCGUGAAUCUCAUGUUUCCAGUGACGGCGCAACGUUGGCCGCAAUUGCAUCGCUGGUUUGCUAUAAUGCAGCAAUUGGAUGCCUAUGAGCUGAAUCUUCUCGGCUUGGAGAAACUGCGUGAAAUUAUAGAGCAACUGGGCAAGUUUCACUUUCCCCAACACCAGCAGCAGCAGCAUCAGCAGUUGCAGUCCGAUGAGGCGACAAAAUAAUGCUGAUAUCAUUUAGUACAGUGAUCGCUCUAAGGAAUGUUUUCUUGCUAGAGUUGAUUGCAAUUGUAAAUUCUUAUUGAAAUGUACUAAUGUCUAUAGAAGUUAAUUGCAUAUUCUGUAUUCUGUUCAAUUGUGUUUUUAUAUACAAUAAAUGAAUUGAAAAUAUAAAA